Cyphomyrmex costatus is the source of this 519-nucleotide messenger RNA. RefSeq names its product small ribonucleoprotein particle protein SmD2 (gene SmD2). Gene Ontology annotation, cellular component: small nuclear ribonucleoprotein complex. Lineage: Eukaryota; Metazoa; Arthropoda; Insecta; Hymenoptera; Formicidae. Gene Ontology annotation, molecular function: RNA binding. The record is from RefSeq and is a predicted model, not a curated record. Gene Ontology annotation, biological process: RNA splicing. The transcript is spliced from 3 exons. The coding region runs from base 127 to 489 and encodes 120 amino acids.
UAUUAAUUAAGAUCUACGUGUCGGGCUGUGUGGCUCCGCGGCAAGGCGGUGGCUUUGUGUUUCGAACUACAUACGAGGUCCUCGGUUCGAGUCCCGACAUCGCGUCGAGCGUCCGACAUUUUUAAUAUGUCUUCUUUAACCAAACCAAAAUCUGAGAUGACGCCGGAGGAAUUGGCGAAAAGAGAAGAGGAAGAAUUCAACACUGGGCCUCUCUCUGUUUUAACACAAUCAGUCAAGAAUAAUACCCAAGUAUUAAUAAAUUGCAGGAAUAACAAAAAGUUAUUAGGACGAGUAAAGGCUUUUGAUAGACAUUGCAAUAUGGUUUUAGAAAAUGUAAAAGAGAUGUGGACAGAACUUCCACGUACAGGAAAGGGCAAGAAAAAGGCAAAACCGGUAAAUAAAGACAGAUUUAUUCCAAAAAUGUUUCUACGUGGAGAUUCUGUCAUCUUGGUUUUGAGGAAUCCACUGGCGACUGCAGCAGGAAAGUAAUAAUUUAAGAAUCACUUUAAUUUUAUGAUU